This is a messenger RNA of Eruca vesicaria subsp. sativa (arugula), 1576 nucleotides long. The record is from the annotation of a GenBank genome assembly. NCBI's taxonomy places the organism in Eukaryota, Viridiplantae, Streptophyta, Magnoliopsida, Brassicales, Brassicaceae.
GUAUCUAAAUAAUAAUAAGCUGCGCCCACAGACAGUUAAGAACUCGCAUGAUACAUCCCACAUUAUUAAUUUGAUACACUCAAAAAAGUUCCAAUCCAACGCCAAUAAACUCUCUUCGCAAACUGAUUCAUCAAUCGUUGGCUCUAAUGGACUCCGUCUUCUCAAACGUUGAUCGUGCUCCCGAAGAUCCUAUUCUCGGUGUGACAGUUGCUUACAACAAUGAUACAAGCCCAGCUAAGCUCAAUUUGGGUGUCGGUGCCUAUCGAACUGAGGAAGGGAAGCCACUUGUUCUUGACGUGGUGCGUAGGGCAGAGCAACAGCUUGUGAACGAUCCGUCCCGUGUGAAGGAAUAUAUUCCUAUUGCUGGACUUGCUGAUUUCAACAAACUUAGUGCCAAGCUCAUCUUAGGUGCUGAUAGUCCUGCUAUUCAAGAGAGUAGAGUUGCUACAAUCCAGUGCUUGUCUGGUACUGGUUCUUUGAGAGUUGGUGCUGAGUUUCUCAAAAAACACUACCACCAAAGUGUUAUUUUCAUUCCAAAACCAACUUGGGGGAACCAUCCCAAAGUUUUCAACCUGGCUGGCUUGUCUGUAGAGUACUACCGUUACUAUGAUCCUGCAACCCGUGGACUUGACUUCCAAGGCUUGCUCGAGGAUCUUGGCGCUGCACCUUCUGGAGCUAUUGUCCUACUUCAUGCAUGUGCUCACAAUCCCACUGGAGUUGACCCAACCCCUGAACAGUGGGAACAGAUUCGACAACUAAUUAGAUCUAAAAGCUUGUUACCGUUCUUUGACAGUGCAUAUCAGGGUUUUGCUAGUGGUAGCCUUGACACAGAUGCACAUUCAGUCCGCACUUUUGUUGCUGAUGGUGGUGAAUGCUUGAUAGCUCAAAGUUAUGCCAAAAAUAUGGGACUUUAUGGGGAGCGUGUUGGUGCCCUUAGCAUCGUCUGCAAGUCGGCAGAUGUAGCUAGUAAGGUUGAGAGCCAGGUGAAACUUGUUGUGCGACCCAUGUAUUCUAGCCCACCUAUUCAUGGAGCAUCAAUUGUUGCUACCAUUCUGAAAAGCAGUGAUAUGUACAAUGACUGGACCAUCGAGCUGAAAGGAAUGGCUGACCGCAUAAUUAGCAUGCGCAAACAGUUAUUUGAAGCUCUACAAGCUAAAGGCACACCUGGUGAUUGGAGUCACAUUAUCAAACAGAUUGGGAUGUUCACUUUCACUGGAUUGAACAAGGAGCAAGUUGCCUUCAUGACCAAAGAGUAUCACAUUUACAUGACAUCUGACGGGAGAAUAAGCAUGGCAGGUCUCAGUACGAGGACAGUGCCUCACCUGGUUGAAGCUAUACAUGCUGCAGUUACCCGCGUCGCCUAAACUAGGGAGACAAUAUUUUUGUUGUUUCGUCGAAUAAAAUGAAAAACAAAAACAAAACAGAAACAUCUUCCUUGGUUUAUUAGUAUAUACUAAGGAUUUUCCGUUGGUAUUAUCAUAUGUUUCCUCAUGUCUUUUGGCUAAGGAUGCCUGAACCAAACAAACCGUUGAUAUAUUCAGUAUUGAAGGAAAAUAAUGGUUAUCAAAAGUUCAUU